Nannospalax galili (Upper Galilee mountains blind mole rat) is the source of this 5791-nucleotide messenger RNA. It is a transcript of the gene Dcaf5, whose product is annotated as DDB1 and CUL4 associated factor 5. Lineage: Eukaryota; Metazoa; Chordata; Mammalia; Rodentia; Spalacidae. Gene Ontology annotation, cellular component: cytoplasm; Cul4-RING E3 ubiquitin ligase complex. The transcript has 9 exons. Gene Ontology annotation, biological process: negative regulation of fatty acid biosynthetic process. Bases 149 to 2983 code for a protein of 944 amino acids. Gene Ontology annotation, molecular function: protein binding. The record is from RefSeq and is a predicted model, not a curated record.
GACCGUCUGCACACCUCGCUCCGUCUGCCAUGGCUGGUUAAAGACGCCUGGGGCUCGCCGCGCACGGGGAGGGCCGGGAGGGGACGGCGGCCGGGCGUGCGGCCGAGGGAGGGGCGGCGGCGCGAGCGGCGGUGGCGGCGGUUCCAGCAUGAAGAGGAAAGCUGGCCUGGGGGGCAGCAUGAGGUCAGUGGUGGGCUUCUUGUCCCAGCGGGGCUUGCAUGGGGACCCCCUGCUCACUCAGGACUUUCAGAGGAGACGCCUGCGGGGCUGCAGAAACCUCUACAAGAAGGACCUCCUCGGCCACUUCGGCUGUGUCAAUGCCAUUGAAUUCUCCAACAAUGGAGGCCAGUGGCUGGUCUCAGGAGGAGAUGACCGGCGGGUUCUCCUUUGGCACAUGGAACAAGCUAUCCAUUCCAGGGUCAAGCCUAUUCAGCUAAAAGGAGAGCACCACUCUAACAUUUUUUGCCUGGCUUUCAACAGUGGGAACACCAAAGUAUUCUCUGGAGGAAAUGAUGAGCAAGUUAUCCUCCAUGAUGUUGAAAGUAGUGAGACCCUGGAUGUAUUUGCUCAUGAAGAUGCAGUCUAUGGCUUGUCAGUGAGCCCAGUGAACGACAACAUUUUUGCCAGCUCUUCAGAUGAUGGCCGAGUUCUCAUUUGGGACAUCCGGGAGUCUCCGCAUGGAGAGCCCUUCUGCUUAGCAAACUAUCCAUCAGCCUUUCACAGUGUCAUGUUUAACCCCGUGGAGCCCAGGUUAUUGGCCACAGCCAAUUCAAAGGAAGGAGUGGGACUUUGGGACAUUCGAAAACCUCAGAGUUCUCUCCUGCGCUAUGGUGGCAACCUAUCCCUUCAAAGUGCCAUGAGUGUGCGAUUCAACAGCAAUGGAACCCAGCUCCUGGCCCUGCGGCGGCGCCUGCCUCCUGUCCUCUAUGACAUCCACUCCCGCCUACCGGUGUUCCAGUUUGACAAUCAGGGUUACUUCAACUCAUGCACUAUGAAAAGCUGCUGUUUUGCAGGGGAUCGUGACCAGUAUAUCCUUUCAGGCUCUGAUGACUUCAACCUGUACAUGUGGAGAAUUCCUGCAGAUCCAGAAGCAGGUGGCAUUGGCAGGGUGGUCAAUGGAGCCUUCAUGGUGCUGAAAGGGCAUCGAUCCAUUGUUAACCAAGUCCGGUUUAACCCCCACACCUACAUGAUCUGCUCUUCAGGUGUAGAAAAAAUUAUCAAGAUAUGGAGCCCAUACAAGCAACCAGGAUGUACAGGAGACCUUGAUGGUCGGAUUGAGGAUGACUCUCGCUGCCUUUACACCCAUGAAGAAUACAUCAGCCUUGUGCUGAACAGCGGGAGUGGCCUGUCCCAUGACUAUGCUAACCAGUCAGUCCAGGAAGACCCCCGGAUGAUGGCUUUCUUUGACUCUUUAGUGCGCCGAGAAAUUGAGGGCUGGAGCUCUGACUCGGACAGUGACCUCAGUGAGAGUACUAUCCUUCAGCUGCAUGCAGGGGUCAGUGAGCGCUCAGGCUAUACUGACUCUGAAUCCUCAGCUUCACUGCCCCGCUCCCCACCUCCCACAGUAGAUGAGUCUGCUGACAGCGCCUUCCACCUGGGGCCCCUGCGGGUCACCAGCACAAAUGCAGUAUCAUCAACCCCACCAACACCAACGUGUGAGGAUGCAGCCUCUCGCCAGCAGCGCCUGUCUGCUCUGAGGCGCUAUCAGGAUAAACGCCUCCUGGCUCUAUCCAACGAGUCUGAUUCUGAAGAGAAUGCCUGUGAGGUUGAACUAGACACAGAUCUCUUCCCUCGGCCACGGUCACCUAGUCCUGAAGAUGAAUCCAGCAGUUCCAGUAGUUCCAGCAGCUCAGAGGACGAAGAAGAACUGAAUGAACGCCGAGCUUCCACCCGGCAGCGAAAUGCCAUGCGUCGUCGACAAAAAGCACCCCGAGAGGAGAGGCCCAGCGCCCCAGCCAAGCCCACCAACACCUACAUUGGAGAAGACAACUAUGAUUACCCCCAGAUCAAAGUGGAUGACCUCUCUUCUUCACCCACCUCCUCCCCUGAGCGGAGCACUUCCACUCUGGAUAUUCAACCAAGCCGAGCACCACCAACUUCCAACAUAGAAUCUGUUGAGAGAAAAAUUUAUAAAGCUUACAAAUGGCUCCGCUACUCUUACAUAUCCUACUCAAAUAAAGAUGGAGAGACCUCCCUAGUGACAGGGGAGGCAGAUGAAGGGAGAGCAGGAACCAGCCACAAAGACAACCCAGUCCCUUCUUCUAGUAAGGAAGUCUGCCUAACAGCCACAACCCCAAGGAACCAGGACCUAGCCCCUGAAGGCUGCAGCAAAGAUGCUUUUAAAGAUGGAACUUCCUCUAGAAAUCCCAAUGGCCCAAGCCAUGAGCACAGCAGCCACCCAUGGGCAGAGGUGCCAGAGGGCACCUCUCAGGACACUAACAAUGGUGGCCCUCUAGAACACUCUUUUGAAACCAAGAAGCUCAAUGGAAAGGCCCUGAUCAAGACCCCGAGCAGCCGGGCUGAGGAGCCACCCUCUUCUCCUGCCCCCAAGGCAUCUGGCUCCACUCUCAACAGUGGGUCUGGCAACUGUCCCAGGACCCAGUCUGAUGACACUGAGGAGAGGAGCCUCGAAACCAUCUGUGCCAACCAUAACAAUGGACACUUACACCCCCGGCCUUCUCAUCCCCACAACAAUGGGCAGAACUUUGGGGAACUGGAGUCAGUAGCGUAUUCUUCCCCAGGACAUCCAGACACUGACCAUGAUAACUCGUCCCUGACAGGGACACUUCUAUACAAAGAUUGUUGUGGGUCUGAAAUAGCCUGUGAGACCCCCAGUGCUGGAAUGAGAGAGGACUCCACUGACUCCUCAGCCAUGGACAGCAGCAAGGUUGUUCAUGGCCACAGUGGCCUCAAAAGGCACCGAAUUGAAUUGGAAGACACAGAUUCAGAGAAUUCCUCCUCAGAGAAGAAAUUGAAAACAUGAUAAAUGCAAAGGGAAAACAAAAAGCUACAGGAAGUAGCCUUAUGAAAUAAUUUUUUCUUGUUUAGUGAACACAGAGGAAAGGAAAAAAAGUAUUAAAGGCACAUAAAACCAGGGCCUGAAAUGUUGUGUCUGCUGCUGCUCCCUUAUAUACACCACUCACCAGUGGGUUGGAAUGUCUAGCUGGCUACUGUCUUAUGCUGUGCUGAGAGGGGAAACAUCAAAUGGCUUUUCUUUAAUGAGGUGUGAGCACAGCAUACAUGUGCAGGUUCUUUGAUGGUAAACCCUUGUUGGGAUGUUUGACUUGUUCCUAUGUAUGUGUCCACUGACUCGUGGGCUUGUCUCAAGACCUUUCUUCUAGUUGUCCAUCAGCAAAGACCUGUGAGUCUCUUUGUAGCUUCUGCCAUCUCAUCUGUUCAAUGUUCACUUGACAUAGGUGUUCUGGUCUUAAUGAAGAGUGUCUGUUAGAUCAGAUUGUGCUGCCAGUGAGUUAAAGAUUUAUGCUAGCAGAAUGGAAAGGAGACUAGAAAGAGGCUUCGCUUCCUUCAGCUCAUUGGCUGUGCUGAAGAGAAAAGCAUGGUUCUUAAAGAAAAUAUUCCAUGUUUUCUCUAAUACUUCAUUGAGCGUUUAAUGUGGGACCUACUAGAAGUGGAACAUUUUUAUGCUAAUGAGAGGUAAGCACAUAAGAUCAGAUUUAAAACAUGUAGAUCCCUGAUAGUUUCACUGUUUACAAACUGAGCAGUAAUGCACUGGGUGCCAUGCAGUCUGACUAGUCAUGGAUAACACUCUUUAACCAGUUAGGUGCUAGUUCCCAAGAGGCACUCAAGACCAGUGAGUGCUUCCUUGACUCCAUAUGAUGGAGUCUAGGCAUACUGAAAGAGGAAAGGACCCUUCUGGAGAGCUUUAUAUUCAGACUAAUAAAGUGGCUGUUAGAGGCGUGCUAAUGAAUUAGAGUGAAGAGCAGAAUGUGGUACUGUAUUUUAGUCCAUCACAAGUCCAUUGGUCAGAAUUGGUGGGUCUGACUCCUUGGAGUUGUCAAGAGGUUGUGGAGUUCUAACUGAACUUUACAGAGUUAGUAGACAUCUCAAAAUGACAACAUCUUAUCAAAUCUGUUAGGAGGCAGAGGGUGUGGAGAGACAAGUCUCUGGUUUGUCUCCUAGUCUGUUGAGGUAGGUAACAGUUGAGAGAAGAAAAUACCAAAUUUUCAGUGUUAGUGGUGGUAUAGUCCCUCAGUUAUCAGUGAAGGGUUGUGCAAGACAGGAAGACCUAGGGAUAACCGGUCUUGUUGGUAUAGAUGUUAUUAACAGCAGAAUGCCUCCAAGACACGAGGAAAAGAGAGAACACUGUAACUUUGUUGAGUGCAAAGGUGGGAGACAGCUGGGAGCCCACUGGGAUUGUCACGGGGAGGUAAGAGCAAGGCUACUUUGGCCUUACUGACCCAGUUUAGAUGAUGAGCUGUCCUACUGAAUGGAGCCAGAGGAGACCACCUGUGGAGGGUGAAGAAUGGAGGAAGUAGUACUGGGUGCCAGUGUGCUUUAGAAGAGGAAAGUAGCUGCAAGGAGAUAGCUUCUUGCUGAACUUUGAAGAAAGGAAGAUGUGCCAGGUAUCUGUGAUGUUCUGGGGUGUGAAAGCACAGUUUGAGGAGGAGAAGAAGCAACUGGAGUAGAGUGGGGAUGUAUACAGUUCAAAAACUGGACUCUUCCUGGGGGAGUGGGACAGUGGUUCUGUAACCAACAUUAGAAUUGCUUUGGAUUUGUAAUCAAAAUGGUUCUAUGAUUUAUCUUUGACUUUUCACAGAUAAUUGUAAAUUCUGGUUUUAUAAGCCCAAGUCAUUUUACAUUUGCUUUUCCAAAAUAAUUAAAUUGGAAUUUUUAUCCUUUAUAUACAAAAAAGUUAAAACUACUCAGUUGUGUGUCUCUCUUCCCCUUCUUAGUUAGCAUACCUGGUUCUUACAUUCUGUUAAUCUAAUCAGAUAGCGUCUCUAAGGACAAUCCAUAUAGCUUCCUGGAAGAAAAAAGAGAAAGAAAAAUUCCACUGGAAAUUAGUUAUUGGUAGUUUUCAAGUGCAGAAUUUGGUCUUUCAUACUAAAAGCCUUUAUCUCAUUUGGGUACUCAGAAGAGACAUUCAUAAAGGUAGAGUUCAUCUAGUUCAUAUUGUAGAAGCCAAGAAGGCCAGUUUUUGAAAGCUGCCUUCUAGUCUUGGGAGAGACUUCCAGCAUCAUAGGUUCAGCUUCCCAGGAGAAAGACUAUGAAGUAACCACCAGAGCAGGUAAGAAAGGGAUUUUUUUUUUUUUUUUAAGUCUCUCCACACCCUUGUUUCCAAAGAUCUUUUGUGUGUGGUGGUCCUGGAACCCUGGCAGGAACUACUUAAGGAUUCCUUCUCCUAAACCAUUGUACAAUUGAGACCUCCAAGGUUGGAGACUAUUUAAUUCCCAGAUUCUUCCAUGGUAGGUAUUUUUUCUAGCAGGGCAGAUGGCACUGAUCAGGCUAAGAACUAUUUGGAAGUGCCUCUAAGGUUUGUUCUGCAUCCUGUACAUAAAGUCUUAAGCAACAAGUCCAGAUAUGUGAAACUAUUUCUCUUCACUUUAUUUCCCACCUGGUUUUGUAAAUGAUUCUCAGCCUAUACAUGAAUUCAAUGAGUUGUUGGCUUGGGCAAAUGAAGUUCAAAACUGUGCUGAUUUAAUAAGUCUCGUGUUGUCUGUCAAGGUGCCUUCCUCUGCUGAAGCCUUACCUCCUCACAGCCCUGCCUCUUCUCACCCAGCAAUGCUGACUCUUCUCUUGUGUAUAUGCAAAUAAACCUAUUAUUCACUUC